UCUGCCCAGAUCGAAAUGUCCGAACCCGAACCCGAGCCGGAGCACGGGCCCGAGGGCCCCGAGCCCGAGCCCAUCCCCCGCUUGCGGCCGUCCUCGUCCUCGGUGCUGGACAGCGACGACCUUCUUCCUGCGGUACUGCGCCGCCUCCCGCCGCGGCCCUCCACCCUCCCCCGCGUCUCCCUCGUCUGCAGGCGAUGGCGCGACCUCGUCACCUCCAGGAACUUCCUCCGCUAUUUCCGCGAGUUCCACCGCGCGCCGCCGGUCCUCGGCUUAUUCCACAACACCUACCUCGGCGCCCCCGACCGCCGCUUCGUCGCCGCCGUCGACCCACCUGACCGUGUCCCGGGCUCGCUCUUCCGCAUGCCGUGCGGCCGGGACCACCGGAGCUGGAGGUUCCUGGACUGCCGCCACGGCCGGGCGCUCCUCCUCGGCCCGAUGGGCCCCAACCGCGAGGUCCUCGUGUGGGACCCCAUGACCGGCGCGCGCCGCCGCGCUCCCCUGCCCCCGGAUGCCGGCGACGUCCGUCACGGGGCGGUGCUCUGCUCCUGUGGCCACGUGCGCGACUGCCGGUCCAGCCAAUUCCAGGUAGUCCUGGUGUGGUUUGAGCUGGGGUUGACACAUCUCAGGCGGGCUGUCGCUGCCGUCUACUCGUCGGAGUCCAGCGCGUGGAGCCACAUCAUCACCUUGCCGGCGCCGUUCGUGUCUACUGCCAGCAACGCGAGCAAGCCCGGCACGCUUGCCGGCAACGCCGUCUACUGGUUGAUUCCGGGUUGCCGCGUCCUUGAAUUCGACGCGGUGACACACAAUUUAGCCGUGAUCUCGGUGCCAGCACAUACGGCAGGGUCUCUCUACUGGCAAUGCCAGCUUGUGCUGACUGACGCAAAGGAGAUUGGGCUCGCCAUGGUGACAGAAAUCAGCAUCAAGCUGUGGAAGAGGGACAGCGGGAACGCCUGUGGAUGGUCGAUGUACAGCUCCGUUCAACUGGAGGGCUGCCUCCCCUCGAGGAAAUGGAUGCAGGAACAGCCGUCGUUGCUGGGGUUUCAUGAGGAAAGCAAUGCAAUUUUUGUGUGGAUUGAGGCUGGCGUGUUCAUGAUCCAGAUCGAGUCGAUGCAAUCAAGGCUGCUGUGCCAAGGUGGUAGUAACUUCGAGAUUUACCCCUUUGCGGGUUUCUACAACAGAGAGUGGUCAGGUGAUGCCGGAGCAGGAGCACAAGGAGACGAGGACAUAGACGCGCGCUGGCCUACGGCGAUUGUGGACAUGUGGCACUACGAGGACCCUCAGGGGGACUCGCACGGGCCAUUCUCAUUGGUGAAUCUGAGUGGCUAUGGUUUCUUCGCCGAGGAUUUCAAGGUGUGGAGAACCGACGAGACUAAGGAGCAGGCGAUCCUGCUGACCGACGCCAUUCUGAGGCUGUGAGUGACUUGGUGAUCCCCGUGUUAUUGUCUGCUGUGUUAGUGUCUGUCUUGAGUUCUGGAGCCUGGUUUUGGCAAAUUUGGUGGUCGGUGGAUGUGGUGUUUAAAAGUUUUGGUGAGACUCAUUUAGUCAUUUGUUGUUUGGUGCCUGGUACUAGCAAGCAUUGCCACCAGGCUAUAUUUUGUAUGGUACCUGUUAUGUUUCAGAGUUGUUUGUUAAUCGACUUUAGUAAGUGGUUGUUGUCGUGCUA
Messenger RNA from Panicum virgatum (switchgrass), 1663 nucleotides. RefSeq lists its product as uncharacterized. Gene Ontology annotation, molecular function: protein binding. The record is from RefSeq and is a predicted model, not a curated record. Bases 16 to 1416 code for a protein of 466 amino acids. NCBI's taxonomy places the organism in Eukaryota, Viridiplantae, Streptophyta, Magnoliopsida, Poales, Poaceae. The transcript is spliced from 2 exons.